This is a messenger RNA of Pecten maximus, 630 nucleotides long. RefSeq lists its product as uncharacterized. Lineage: Eukaryota; Metazoa; Mollusca; Bivalvia; Pectinida; Pectinidae. The record is from RefSeq and is a predicted model, not a curated record. The transcript has a single exon. The coding region runs from base 134 to 604 and encodes 156 amino acids.
UCAAAGUCUCCAUCUAACAUACAGAAACUUGAUAAGCAUGAGCAUAAAGUCACUGUUAAGUUAAAAAGAUAAAACUUUUAUAUUUUACAUCUUUCUUUGUGAUUUCAGAGGGCAUAGGAAAGACUGAGGCAAGAUGUCACAUGAGGAGGACUCCUGUCAUGAAAAUGAUUUGCCAUUAAUGGCCAAUGUAAGAGACAUUCUUGUUUACCAUUACAUUCUGGAUCUCAGAUGUCACGUAGAAGACAAGAUGAUCAGUGGAUCUGUUGUGGUUUGCUGUAAACCAACUGCAAGUUAUGAAACACAAAGUGAUGAUAUCCAUACUAAUAGCAAAAAUACACCCGAUUGUUAUGAAACAAGUAAAUAUUUACCAACAAAUAGCCUUUUACCAAAUGCAUCUAGCUUAAUGCCCUCACCUACAGACUCAGAGGUUGUAUCUCAGUUCUCUGUGAAAUCUCAUGAUGAGGAUAAUUUUGGUUCUAAAGAAGUUAAUUCGGUUCAGAUGUCUGCCGUAACACAAUCUUUAGUUUCAGACUCGAAUAAAAAACUGUUGCUGUCUCCAAGUGACCGUAUCACUACAGACCACUCGGAUUUUCCCACACUGUGAGAUUUCCAAUGGGUUUCAAAAUUCAG